AUGAAUAACGAAUACGACUACUUAUUCAAGUUGCUAUUGAUUGGUGACUCUGGAGUGGGUAAAUCAUGUUUGUUGCUAAGAUUUGCGGAUGACACUUAUACACCAGACUACAUUUCAACUAUUGGUGUUGACUUUAAGAUUAGAACCAUAGAAUUGGAUGGCAAAACUAUCAAGUUACAGAUAUGGGAUACCGCUGGACAAGAGCGGUUUAGAACCAUUACCUCGUCAUACUAUCGUGGAGCUCAUGGAAUCAUUAUUGUAUACGAUGUCACUGAUCAAGAAAGUUUCAACAAUGUUAAGCAAUGGUUACAAGAAAUCGACCGUUAUGCUACUGGUGGCGUAAUGAAAUUGUUAGUUGGUAACAAGGCGGAUUUGGCUGACAAGAAGAUUGUCGAGUACACCGCAGCCAAAGAGUUUGCCGAUGCUUUGAACAUUCCAUUUUUGGAAACUUCUGCGUUGAGUUCAACAAAUGUUGAGCAAGCGUUUUAUACAAUGGCUAGACAGAUUAAGGCGCAAAUGACAAGCAAUGCAAAUGUAGGUGGCGCUGCUGGAAACAAGGGUAAGAGCAAUGUGAAUUUGAGAGGAGAGUCAUUGACUUCAACCCAAUCAAACUCUUGUUGUUGA
Lodderomyces elongisporus is the source of this 624-nucleotide messenger RNA. It is a transcript of the gene YPT1, whose product is annotated as Rab family GTPase. Lineage: Eukaryota; Fungi; Ascomycota; Pichiomycetes; Serinales; Debaryomycetaceae. The coding region runs from base 1 to 624 and encodes 207 amino acids. The transcript has a single exon. Gene Ontology annotation, biological process: vesicle-mediated transport. The record is from RefSeq and is a predicted model, not a curated record. Gene Ontology annotation, molecular function: GTPase activity; GTP binding.